Molecule: messenger RNA, 908 nt
Organism: Dermacentor andersoni
Lineage: Eukaryota; Metazoa; Arthropoda; Arachnida; Ixodida; Ixodidae
Product: tRNA wybutosine-synthesizing protein 3 homolog
Source: RefSeq, a predicted model, not a curated record
GUUCCGUACGCGUACGCGGUUUUGUUUUGGCCAAAGGCUACACGCCAGUGCGUUUUGCAAACUGAUCAGUUACAUGUGUUAAUGUCCAAAUUGAUGGAUUCGUUUGCUAAGGAAAAACGCGAGCGGCUUGGAAGUGCCGAUGCAAGCCGGAAAGGGGCAAUAGAUUCUAAGAUUGUUGAUGUGACCGACCAAUUGAACUCGUUUCCGCAGUACUGUACGACAAGCUCAUGCUCUGGGAGAAUUAUGAUACUUUCAGGCGCAGAAUCUGACAUUGGGAAGCCAACGGUGAAAAAAGGUUGUCGAUGGCACCUCGUCACACAUGAUCUUCUUACAGAGGAUGAACUGGACGAUGCUCUGACGAGAACGACUAACUCUGCAACUUUGAAGUUUGAACCAUUUAUCCUCCAUGUACGGUGUCACAAUUUGGAUGCAGCCCAGAAACUUUUGGCCGUGAGCAUAGGGGCUGGAUGUCGCAAUUCUGGCAUAAUGUUAGGCAAAACGGGCAAGGUUCAUGUGGCAGUUCGGACCACACUUUCAAUGGAGGUUCCACUUUCUGAUAAUGGAAACGUGCUCGUCACACCUAAGUACCUCAAGUUUCUAAGACAAAAAGCGAAUGAAAAAAUGACAGAAAACUGGAGACGGCUGCAAAGGUUUUCUGCUGCACUUAACAUGCUCAGCUGUGAAAAUGAAAGCAAUGCGGCAGCAUGUAGACUUCCCAGAGAUUCGGUGGCUGCAAGGAUUAAGAAUGAGAAGAGUUCCUCUGCAUUCGAUUAUGAUGAAAGCGUUUCUGGCCUGUUUGACUUCUCCAUGUGACGACUUCAAGGCACCAGUAUGUACUGGGAAGCGUGACAGUGCUUUUAUACCAUUACGUAUUGAAUAAAACCAUAAAUGCUUUUGUGUAAUUUUUA